GGGGCGGGGGGAGGAGAGGAGGAGCGCCGCGCCGGCGUCCACUGCGCAUGACCGCCCUCGUUGCCAAGGCAGCCGGGAAGGCGUGGCCCGGAAGAGGAGCCCCGCUGUGUCUGCGGGGAGACCCGACCGCCCAGGGCUCCGGCCUAACUGGAUCAAAGCUGAGAAGCGGAGCGUGAUGCAGAGCGAUAGCCCGCCGCCUAGGAGCCCCGGCUUGAGAAGAGCAAGGGGAACUGGCGCACACGGACGUCGGGGCGAUGGCCGACCCUCCUGACGGGCCCUUUGCUGAUGGGGCGCAGAGGUCCAGCUCCUCCAGCUCCCCUGCAGGACUGCAGCCCCGGGCCCGUGCCUCUGGGAGCCCGCCUGAGCGGGGAAGGGCCGCGCACGUGGAACAUGGAGACCAACAAACCGAGCUCUCGGGCUCCAAAAAUAAUGAAACGACGUUCAUUAGAAAAUGGAUCCGCUAUCUCAGGGGCCAAGGAACGAGCUCCGGACAGUACCGAUCAGACGCUCGACGCCAAGCAGGAAGCACUCCGGUACCUGAUGAGGAGCUGAAUGCCCUCCAGGCUUUCUGUGCCGUUAAGAUAAACCUGAUCCAGCAUAGAGCGAACCCUAAGGAGAAAAAGAGCAGCGGACGUCAAAAGCCACAGCUUAGAUUGGAGGCCGGGGCUUCAGAGGGAGAUGCCUUAACCUGUACGGUCCCCGAUGAACUCGUGAACAGAAUCUACUUAAAAAACAUGAGGACAGCACCCAAACAGGGGGCGACGGCCAAGCAACACAUUUCUUGGCGGUGUCUCCAUUGCAACAGGAAACGAGCAGAACUGGCGCAAGCUGCCUUUCUGAGACAAAAAAAGACUCUCCUGGAGUCCCUUCUACUCCAAGACAAAAUAGACAAGCAUCUUUACACCAAAGACCUUCUUACCCUUAUUGGAGACGCCCAUCGGGGUCUUCCCAGGCUUUCAGAUGACCCCAGAAUAAUCUGGAAGAGACUGAAUGAGCAAAGUCAGAUCAGACACUCUGGUUUUGAAAGGUCAGAUACAGAGCAGGUGUGGAGGAAUGAGACACGUGCUUGUCACUUAAACCUUUUCUCCACCACUUGACCAAACCACUGUAACCGGGAGAUAGUAUUUAUUCAUGAUAAUGUGUAAUGUGGAUAUACAUGUUUCUGUUGUGUCUUUGAAUAACCCUCAUUUUUGCAGGCACUUUGGAAAUGAAGGCUUUACUUUGCUUCCUUCUCCGAUAACUGGACUAAAAAUUUGCCACUCAGUACAUUUUUUUUUUCCAGAUUAUAGGUGGCAACACUAUGGUUGGUGUACUACGACGUUCUUACAACAACCCAGGAGAGAGAUGUUGGCAGUGGAGACUAGGGUUUUGACAAUACAGGUAGAAAGAAGUUCGGAGAUGUAAGAGGUAUUUGGGGAGUAAUGAUUGACAAUGUCUGGUGAGGAAAUGGAUAUGGGAUUUAAUAAAAGGUAAAUGUUAAGAAUGUGACUAAGUUUCUGACUUGUGCCCUUGGGUGAAAGAUAUCUUGUCAUUAAGAUGGGAGCAUUGGAAAAGGAUCUCGUUUGAUGGUAGUGAUUGAGAAUGUGAUUAUUUGGAUAUGGUUAGUUUAAGGUAUAUUUGAGACAUCCACACUGAGAGGUUGAGAAACAGAGGUUGAGGUUGGGUAUUUGUGGUUGCAGUCUAGAGAAGAGGGCAAGCCUAGAGAUUUGAGAUAAAGCACUGGGCGGAAUCACUGAUCUAUAGUUGAAAAUUGAAGUCAUGGGUAUGAUAAGCUUUCCUAGAAGAGAGCAGAGUGAGAGAGGAGGGGCUAGGAGUAACCUCUAGAAAUUCAGCAACUCCUGGCUGGGUGGAAGAGAAUCAGCCAGCAAGGGAGGUUGAGAAGAAAUUAUUAGAGAAGGGUAAAGGAAACCAGAAAUGUGUGUUACAGAGAUCAAAGAAGGAGAACAUUCCAGAAAGGAUGGGCUAAGUAUGCUAAUAAUGCAAGGAGAGUUCCUGUGAGAUAAGUUAGUUAAGCGUUGGACUCUGUUGGCCUUAGCAACAACAGCCACUUCACUUAUGGAAACUGAGCAAGGUGGACUGAGGAGUGAAUGUAAGGAGAGGACUAUGAAUGCACACUACUAGAAGUUUAGCUGUGCAGGGAGAGAGGGGGUAGCUGGAGGUAGAUACAGAAUUGAGGGAAGAAAGCUUGAAGAGAAUGCUCUAAAAAGUGAUUUUGUUCGUAAAGGUUUUAUGGAACUUUUCUUGUUCGUCUAAUGAAACAAUAUUACCCCCUGGAAAAUACCGUGAUAUUUUGAAAAUACAUUUAUGGGGAAAGUGUUAAAUGGCAUUCUGAGAAGUCAUAUCUGUUAUUUCUGUAUAAAAAUAUGAAUGCUAGAAUUAGCGACAGUGUCUGGAGGUUAUUGUUCUACAUGUCUAACACCGAAGCUUUCGCAGUCAAAAAUAAAUUUGUAAAAAUCAGCACAAAAUAUUUUUUGUAUCAUAUUCCAAUUAUACUCUUUAAGUUUAGACCUUCAUUUAUGUACAAAGAUACUGUUCUGUCCUGUAGAAUUUAGCAUAUUUCCUCUUAGUAAAUCAUUCCUAAAUAAAAUGGAGAAUAUUACCAUUUUCAUAGUAACUUUUUAUUUGAAAUCCACCUUAUGUCAUGCCUUAUCUUUGCCAUCUCAGUAUAUUCACAUUUCACAUAACCAAAAUUCUAAAUAAUUUCCUGUUUCGGAUUCCCCAUUAAAGGUCAUAAUCCACCCCUCUUUGUCAACUAAGCUAGAAAUUUUAGAAUCAUUAUUUGUUUCUCCUCUUUUUUAUUUAUUGCCCAAGCUAACUUUUCCGGCAAGACCAUUGGAUCAUUCCUUUUGAGUAUCUUCUGACCAUGACUUUUUAUUUCCAUCUUGUUACCACUUUCCUCAUCAUCUCAGCCCUCUUGUUCCUGGCUUCUUUCCUCUUCACUCCAUUACCUACACUGUCUGUUUUUCUAACACACAGACUUGUUCAAGUUAGUCCCUUGAUUAAAAAAAUAAGAAAUGAUUUAUCAGUGCAAUAGAAAUAGCUUGAAUUAAUUAAUGCCAUAUGAAGGUUCCUUCGUAUCUGGUCCAUGUUCAUUUAUCUAAGCUCAUUUUGUACCUGUCCCCUGACGCUCCCAUAUUUGAGCCUCUACACGAAAUUUGCACUUCCCUGAGCAAUCUUGUUUUUUUUGUGCCACUAGGGUUUACAAGUAUACAUUUGUUUUGCUCAAAUUCUCGUAAUCGUCUUUUAUAGCUGGUAUACUUUUUAAAUUUUUUUAUAUUUCACCAUAGUAAAUAGGUAAUACAGUCACAUGAUUCAAAAAAUCAAAGGGGUGUUUCAAGGUUUAGUGUGUACUUUCCCUGCCACCCUAUAACCAUUGCACUUCUAGGCUGGCCUGCCAGAUCCCUGCCUGCUUGAGUUAACCUUUUCCUGCUGGAUCAUGAGACAAUCAGGCAUCCCAGGAUGAGAGCAGAGGUAGAAGAAAUUCAAGGAAUUGGGGAGUGGCCACUUGCCAAUUGGGACAGGGUAUUCUCUUUUUAUUUUAAGAUUUUAUUUAUUUAUUCAUGAGAGACACAGAGAGAGAGGCAGAGACACAGCCAGAGGGAGAAGCAGACUCCCUGUGGGGAACCUGAUGUGGGACUUGAUCCCAGGACCCCAGGAUCAUGAGCUGAGUCAAGGGCAGACGCUCAACAUCUGAGCCACCCAAGUGUCCCAGGACAGAGAAUUCUUAUAUUUUAGCCAAUACAACCUAACUAGUGUGUAUGAGCUGAAUAUUCAUGUUAACUCUAAGUAGGCACUUAUAUUAGUUUCUUAUAUCUUUCCAGUGUUUAUGUAAAUAUAAACACCAAAGAUAAUUUAUGAGAUACUCUCUUUUGUACCUUGUUUUUUUUCCCCCUGUGAUAAUAUAUGUGUAUAUAAAUCAUAAGGUUUUCUAUUUUAGCCAUGGCGAAUUGUACUAUUCAGUGGCAUUAUUUACAUUUACAAUGUUGUGCAAAAAGUUUCUUACCACCCCAAACAGAAACUCCAGAUCCAUUAAGCAAUAACCUCCUUCCCUAUUCUAUCCUCCUCCCAGUCCCUGGUAACCUCUAAUGUACUUCUGUGUCUACGAAUUUGCUCAUUCUUGAUAUUCCACGUAAAUAAAAUCAUAUUUGUUCUUUUGUGUCUGGCUUAUUUACUGAACAUUGUU
This is a messenger RNA of Nyctereutes procyonoides (raccoon dog), 4183 nucleotides long. It is a transcript of the gene CUNH8orf48, whose product is annotated as chromosome unknown C8orf48 homolog. The record is from RefSeq and is a predicted model, not a curated record. Bases 255 to 1097 code for a protein of 280 amino acids. The transcript has a single exon. Lineage: Eukaryota; Metazoa; Chordata; Mammalia; Carnivora; Canidae.